UUCUACGGAAAUGACCCUGCCACCCGGAAGUUUCUAAUGGAUGAUGUUGGCGAUUACAGCGCGCUGAUUUGCUCGUCCAUUGCAGCUAUCCGCUGAAGCGAGAGCCGAGGAUGUAAGGCUGUCUGAAACCCUAAUUAGUGUCCUCCAGCAUGAAGAAGAGAAGCGCUUGACGGGAUCUCGGUGAAGGCAGCGUGAUUUCGGCAGGAUGCUCCGGCUGUUCGCGGCUCUGGUCAUUAUUGGGCUGCUGCUCGCCUGCUUCACUUCCUGGCUGUUUGACAGCUAUGACAGCGCCUGGCACCCGAAGCGCAGUUUACAUCAGUCCAGAGAGACUGGCCCUCCGUAUCCCGGCGGGCGGCUGGACAGCGUGCUCUGGUUCGUGCAGGUUUCCGACAUCCAUAUCAGUCGUUUCCGCGAUCCCAGGCGCAUUCCAGACUUCGAAAAGUUCUGUAGUGACACUAUUGAUGUGAUAAAACCUGAUCUUGUGCUGGCCACAGGGGACUUAACAGAUGCGAAGACUGAGAGUAAAAUGGGCUCUCUUCAACAUGAAGUGGAGUGGCAGGCCUACCACAACGUCCUUAAAAGAUCACGAGUGCUGGAACGGACUAAAUGGAUUGACAUUCGAGGAAACCAUGAUGCCUUUAAUAUUAUUUCGCUGGAGAGCGUGAACAAUUAUUACAGGAAAUACUCUGCCAAUCAGAAAGUUGGAUCCUUCCACUACAUACACAGAACUCCUUUUGGGAACUACUCUUUCAUUUGUGCCGAUGCCACUCUGACCCCUGGACCCAAACGGCCCUAUAACUUCUUUGGAAUUAUCAGUCAGACUCAGAUGGACAUGUUGGCGACCUUUAGAGAGGAGAGUCUGAGCAGUAACAAGUCCAUCUGGUUUGGACAUUAUACUACAUCUACUGUCAUCUCCCCCUUCCCUGGAAUCCGAGAGCUCAUGAGUACUGCCGUGGCGUAUUUGUGUGGGCACCUACAUACACUAGGAGGCUUCAUGCCGGUACUGCACAGUCGACAUCAAGGAGGCACGCUGGAGUUAGAGCUGGGAGACUGGAUGGACAACCGCAGGUACAGGAUAUUGGCUUUUGACCAUGACCUGCUUAGUUUCACUGACGUGACGUUUGAGGACUGGCCAGCUGUGCUGAUCACCAAUCCCAAAGACGCCCAGUACCUGCACCCAGGAGUGGAGCCUCUGGGUCGUAUCCGCAGUUCCACGCACAUCAGGAUCCUGGCUUUUUCUGAAUCUCCAAUCACAGCUGUGCAUGUGAAUGUGAAUGGAGUUUCACUGGGGAAAGCGAUUAGCGCAGGGGGCCCUUUAUACGUGCUGCAAUGGGACCCAACGCUAUACACUACUGGACUGCACACUAUCAGAGUUAACGUGGAGGACUCUGCAGGUCGCUCAAAAGUGCGAGAGCAGCAAUUCACACUGGAGGAAGACCUCACUCCCAGCUUCGGCUUCAUGCAGUCCUUCAUCCUCCUUACAGACCACUACAUACUGGCACGGAUUGCCUUUGUGGGCAUAGUAUUUCUAAACCUUGCUGGGCUUGUGCUCUUCAGAUUUAUGCCCGUAUCUUCUACAAGAGGAUUGUCUUCUCAAGCGUGGACGUCUCUGCAUCUUGUCAGUAAAAGCAACACGUUCUUCUAUUCUCUGCUGCUGUUCAACCUGUGUACAGCAUUAGGUCCAUGGUUCAUUGGGGAAAUUAUUGAUGGACACAAUGGAGCCUGCUUUGCUUUUGGCGUGUUUGUGGGUGGUCAUUUCCUUGAAGGCGGUCUUAGCUAUGUCGUGGGAGUCAUACAGGUGCUCUUCUUCAAUAUGCCUCUCACUUAUUACCUCUGCUGGAGUCUUCACCACAGAUGUCGCGGCACCAGCUUCCGCUCACAUUUCUGUCGGCCGGGCAGCAGCUGGAGGACUCUGGCGAUGCACACAGGCAUGCUGGUCCUCAUGAUUUGGCAGGCCUAUUCUUGCUACUUCCUACUGGAGACCUACGGGCUGCUGGCCUUCUUCCUCUCUCCCGUACGUUCCUGGGCCCUGUUCAUGGGUCUGCUGUUGGUGUACAGGGCAUGGUGGGGAACACCUCCUAGCUUCUCCGGUGGCAGCAAGACCAACCGGCCGUCGUGACGGUGAUAGCUGAAGAGAGGCCUUCACCUGUAUCGUUGUUUUGUGCCAAGCUCUUCCCUGCCAUUACACAUUAGGAUAGAGAAAAUAGUCUGUAGUUAAUAUGGAGCGAUGAUGGCAUCACACGUGGAUGACGGAGCCGUUUCAAACCUGGUUCUGAGCCUCCUUUGAUACUAAGACAUGUUGGUAGUUUUUUAUAGCCAGUUCCUGCCAUUGUGAACCCAAGCAGCGUUGAAGUCCAGAUGUGUGUGGUUAAGCGUACCUAUUACUUUGAUAAACUGCACAUUAUGUACAGUACUCGUCAAAUUAUGUUUGUUUUUAUUUGUGAGGAGCAAUCAAGAAAGGAAUAAGACUGCCUGAUAUUCUUAGUGUUUCUGCAUGAAACUGCCACUGAUCAGUCAAUAUGAACACUCAUAUUGUUUUAAUGCAUAUAAACUACACUGUAAAGAGGGGAUGAUAUCAUUGUUUACACCUGUAGACAAGGUAUAAUAUGUGAAGGAUAAUUUAAGGGAUGAAACUGGUCAUUAUUGGCUAUAAAUUAUUUUAACCACUAAUGAAAGCAGUUCCAAAAGAAGUCAAAGCAUCAAGCUUUGCAUGUCACCAAGCAACACUCAGAUUUAAACUGUGUAUGGAACGCUGCUCGGCCAAUCAGAUUAUACCAAGGGUGUCCAAUCCUGCUGUUGGAGGGCCAAUAUCAUUUUCGCUCUAGGGCUGUCACUAACGAUUAUUUUGGUAAUCGGUCGAUUAUUCUGACGAUUAAUCGAGUAAUCGGAUUAUUGUAAUUACUUUUUUAUAGUAAAAAAAUAGACCUAAGCGAACAAUAGCCUUUAAAAUUACUUUAAAAAAAUAAAUAAUAUAAAUAUAUAUAUAUAUAUAUUACACUAGUCAACAUUUGAAGAGAAUCAAAACCUUUCAUCAAAGUUGUCCUAAAACCAAAAAUUCGUUCUUGUCUUAGGACAACUUUGAACUUUUUUGAUCCACUUCAAAUGUUGACUACUGUAUAAUAGCAAUGAGGCAAUAAUAAUUAUUUCAAAUAAAGUAUCAAAACCAAGUAAUCAUGGUUUUCUUGAACAAAACUGUUAAAAUGCAUAACGUAUUAUAAACGAGCUAACGUACAUUACGCAUUAUAACAAAUGCCUGCAGAUGGCGCCACUCACAUAUUGACCAAACAACAUCUAAUUCAAAUGUCCACUUAAUCUUUCAUUUUUGGCCGUUUCUUUACGACAGAAAUACUACAACAAUUUCUUGAAUAUGUGGACAUCAAAUCUCAGAGCAAGGGUUUAAACUUUUAUUUCGAAAUUGUGAUUGACAUUUAGCAUAUUGAGAAAGAUGUAUUCUCCAGCGUUUGCGUAAGUUUAUAAAUGAUUUACCUUACAAAUCUGAUGAAAUGACGCACAUUGCAUUCCCAGAUGAACGUUGUAAUAAACCCAAACUCAGCAGUAUGCAGAAAUGGAGUUUGAGAUGCUCCACGUGUGCAAAUGAUAACAGUUUGUGUGGAGCAGCAUUUACUGUGAACUGAACCGCUCUGACAUGCACUUAUGUAACCUACACGCAUGUGAAUAAAGCGGAUAUAUUUAAUUGAAUCAUAGCGUAUGUGAAUUCACAAUAGCAUUACGCUUUAUGAUUUUUAAAUGGGUUUUGUAUAUCGUGUAGCCUUGGUAAAUGGUCUAAUAAUGCAUCUCAUGGAUUAUGGAUGGCAAAAUGCAAUAGAGCAUUUUUAAAAAUCGAGUACUCUAAUUGAAUCAAGGAAUGCUGACAGCCCUAUUUUGCUCCAACACACUUGCCUGUAAGUUUCUAGUGAGUUUGAAGACCCUGAUUACUUUGGUUCAGGUGUGUUAAAUUAGGGUUAGACCUAAACUCUGCAGGACAGAGGCACUCCAGGAACUGAAUUUGACACCCCUGGUUAGACAAUCAGAACUCUAAUGACUAGAUGACUGUACGUUAUCCCAUUUAUUACACCGUUACUUAACAAAAUAAAUAUUAAAUUUUAGAUUUUUUUUUAUUGCUAGAAGAAAACUGCAUCAUGAUAAAAGGGACAAGAAAUUGCCUUGGACAAUGUUCAGUUGUAUAGUUUUGCAGUCAUUGUACAAAAAUAGUUGACACAGAAUGCCAACAUUGACGGGAAUAUGUCAGAAUCAAACGGAUAGUUCACCAAAAAAUGGAAAGUAAUCAGUUACUCAAUUACUUCCACACCUGUAGGACUUUCGUUCAUCUUCAAAACACAAAUGAAGAGCCAACCAUACUCGCUUGAUGCAUGAGAGCAAACCACUUUUUGAAGCAGGAAAGGUUUUUUGGAAUGGACUUUCAAUGGAGGGACAGAAAUCUUUCAGUAAUCAGUAAAAACAUCUUUAUUUGUGUUUCAAAGAUGAACGAAAGGGUUUGGAACGACAUGAGGAUGAUGAACUAACCCUUUAAGUAUUUCGAAGAGCUGUGUAAUAGGUUUUGGUGUGGCCACUUCCCUGCACGACUGUAAGUUUUAUACACACUUUUACAGUUUAAGAACUUCAUUUUGAAGAACAAUGAACUGAUUAUACAUAUUCAAAUACAUAUUCCAAAGGACAAAACCACUAUAUUUAUAUAGAUGAGCAUGAAUGUAGAACAUGUUUGUUGCACAGUCACAGUUAAUACACUUAAUAAUGGCCACUUCAACACAUGCUGAAGAUUGAAGCCAGACAUUUUGGACCGCUGAAGGGAACAUCCCAAUGUAGCAUGUAGAAGAAGACACUGAACACAUGGAAAUAAUCAAAUGUGCACAAUUCUGUUACAUGUUUACUAGAGAAACGUUGUGAAGCAGCUCUUUUAUAGUUGGUUUUCACAGUUGCAGACCACACUAACAACCUAGGGACACAAUGGCCAUCAGUUAGUUUGAAAAGAAACUGUGUUGUCACUGAGGUCUGUCUUUUUUGCCCUCAUAAUCCACUUGACAGGUGACAGAAAGAGCUGUGACAAGAGUUUCUGGUGGAUUCACUGACAUUCCUGUUGUUUCAGGUCACUCAAGGUCUCUUGUUGUCUCUCAGGAAAGUAAAGACUUGAACAAUAGGCCGCUCUAGUUUGUCUUUCAAUGCCCUGAAUGUUAUUUUGAAAGAGUUUUGUUGCAGUUUUAAGGCACAUGAUGGUGAGAACGAACCUUUUUAGAAGAUUCCACAUUUACUCUGUAUGUUAAUCUAGAUUUGUGGUGAACCAAUAGGACUUUGAAUGUUUGAUGAUAAAAUAUCUGCUUAAAUGUGAUUUGGUUUUAAUUGGUUUACUGUAUUUCAUUUUUUAAUUAUGUUAUUGUAUUCAUCCACAUUGAUAUUGUAAUGUAUAUUCCUUGCAGUUGUUCUGCACUCUUUUAUGGGCAUUCUGGGUUUCUGUGGUCACAUGGCUUUUGUAGUUCCACUCAUGUCGGAAAGCGCUGUUCACAUUUGUUUUGUGGAAGACACAAAAACAUUUAUUUUGUGCGAACAAUGAAUACAUAUUUACUUGGAAUUUAAUCAGAAUUGUCUUUUAAAAAUUGUCUUCACCACAAAAUAUGUUCAAGAAAUAGAUUCUUUAUUCCGUUUUACAGCUGACAAUGUUUUCCCACAGGAAAUUACCUCAAUUUAUAUUUGUCAUGUUUCUGAACUCUAAAUCAUCUUGCAUUGGAAUCGAUUUAUCUGACUGUAUUUAUGUACUACAAAGUAAAGGGGUUUCAUAUUGUGAUAUGUUUUGUUGUUUCUUUUUCAUGUAAAGGCAAGACUUUCAUAUCUUAAAAUAUUUUAGAAAGAAAAGUCAAAGAAUCCUGAAAAAAAUAUAUAUAUCACCUUUUCCACAAAAAUAUUAAGCUGUACAACUGUUUUUAACCUUGAUAAUAAUAAAAAGUUUCUUGAGCAGCAAAUCUGCA
Messenger RNA from Onychostoma macrolepis, 5978 nucleotides. RefSeq names its product transmembrane protein 62 (gene tmem62). The transcript has 14 exons. The record is from RefSeq and is a predicted model, not a curated record. Bases 206 to 2119 code for a protein of 637 amino acids. Lineage: Eukaryota; Metazoa; Chordata; Actinopteri; Cypriniformes; Cyprinidae. Gene Ontology annotation, molecular function: hydrolase activity.